Messenger RNA from Prunus armeniaca (apricot), 183 nucleotides. Lineage: Eukaryota; Viridiplantae; Streptophyta; Magnoliopsida; Rosales; Rosaceae. The record is from the annotation of a GenBank genome assembly.
AUGAUCAACGUUGGUUGGGAUGCAGGUUGGAGGAUAUGUGAUUGGGUACAAGGGUUGACAUUUGCCACAGUGAGGGGAGCUGGGCACAUGGUUCCUAGCUAUCAACCACAGAGAGCGCUUACCUUGAUCUCAUCUUUCCUCAAGGGGAGCUUCUUCCUUCCUCUAAGAGUACUCAUUAUUUAA